AUGAUUGCAGGGCACGUCCAUCUGACAGACUUCAACAUCGCAGCCAUCGUAAAAGAAGACCUGAAAGCGACGUCCAUUGCUGGGACCAAGCCAUACAUGGCUCCUGAGCUGUUCCAAACCUUCGAGGGGUCCCAUCCCGGCUACUCCUUCUCGGUCGACUGGUGGUCGCUGGGCGUCACAGCUUAUGAGCUACUAAGAGGACAGAGACCAUAUGUGAUGAGAUCCAGUACACCGGCUAAUGAGAUCCUGCAGACCUUUCACAAGGUCCAUCCCAGCUACCAAGCAUCCUGGUCUUUGGAGAUGAAGUCUCUACUCAGAAAGUUGCUGUGCAUAGAUGUCCAGAAUCGCAUUUCCUGUCUAGCAGAGCUGCAGGAUCUGGACUACAUGUCAGAUGUCAACUGGGACGCUGUGCUCAGCAAACUGCUUCCUCCAGGUUUUAUUCCCAAUAGGCGGAGAUUAAACUGUGACCCCACAUUUGAGCUGGAGGAAAUGAUCCUGGAGUCCAAACCGCUUCACAAGAAGAAGAAAAGGCUUGCUAGAAAAACCAAGGACCAGGGAUCAGAUGGCUCCCCACAGAACGGUCAGUUGCAACAGAGAAUGGAUAAUGUCCAGAGAGACUUCAUUAUCUUCAACAGAGAAAAGUCAAAGAAAGCCGUGGACUCAGACUCCUCUGAGCUGACAAUGACUGAGAAGAACAAGGCAAUAGAGGAUGGACAGAACAACAAUGUGGAGCCGGUGGCCUUCUUAUCAGGAUAGGUCUCAAGACCUGAGACCCCUACGUAGUCCCUUAUCACCUGCACCUUCCCAUAGCUUGUAGAUCAGCAAUUGCCACCUAUGUUCUAUCAGCACAGGCACUCACAGGCCGUCCUUCAAUGUUCCUGCACCACUGCAUCGCUUCACAAACAAGAAUGCUUGUGCUUCACUGUUCACCAACAAAGAAAACGCAUCAAGAACUGCAGGAGAGAAAUGGUUUCUCAGCAGAGUGUCGCUCAUAUCCUGUUCCCUAACAUCACUCUGGUGCUCUGAGGCCUGCUCAACAUCAACUCUGGGCGCUGUGCUGAAGUGAAAAGUCAAUGCCCUGUCAAAAAAAAAGGAGACAAUGGCACACCUGCCCAAGCAGCUGCUUCCUUGGGUGUGACACUCAGAUUUUUAAUAUCAGCAGUGCAUAUGCUGGUUAAUAAUAGUUAUUUAAACAACAAUGGUUUCCCAGUGCUACAUGAACCAAAUAAGAAUUGGCAUAAGGAACUGGGUUGGCACCCUAUAUUGAAAAACAAACACUUUGACAGCUUUUUCCCUUGUUAUUUACAGGACUUGAGAUCCGAGCAUGACAUUAGUACAACGUUUAAAACAGAGAGGUCAAUAAGGUCAAAUGAGGCCUUUCUUUUUAACAGAGCAACCACAGAUUAAUCUUAUUGAAAAUGAAGAGUUGAACUGUAGGCUUGAGCCCGAAUGGCUCACUUUAUCAGCAGAAACACGGUUGUAGUGGUCAUUGUGCUUAGCUUUGCUAGUAAAGCUUAAAAAAGAUGGUAGGACUGCAACAUUGGUAAAAUGUCCCAGCUCCAUCAGCUGCAGAUAUCAGCAAAACCUGCUAAAGGUCGAAUUCAAUUUAUUAUGCUGAAAUUUGAACUGCAGUUAACAUAAAAUAAUCUCAAACAUUUUCAUUCAAACAAAAGUCUGUUAAGUCAGAAAUAUAUUGCUGAAUAAGGUAACACAAUGAUGAUUGUAGCUUUAACCUUGAAGGUCUAUUCUUGACCUUGGAAGUCUAUACAGUAUGAAGUGUAAGCCAUCAGAUGUGGUUGAAAGCUCUGGGCACAACGACUGGACCUUUCGAUUAUUUAUUUUGUAAAAGAGGUUUUAAACUCUUUAAAAACACUGACAUCUUUGGCUAAGCUUUGCCUCAAUUUGCAAAUGACCAGCGGCGUCUCCAAAUAAAGGUUUAUCGCUAUGAAAACUUAGAAAAGGUAACUGGUAGAUGUUAUAUGUUCUGCACUGAACCUUGCUUUGCACAUGCUUCUUCAUCAACUGUAGCAUUUAUGCACAGAGAGACAAAAAAAAUCUAAAGCUGUGAGUGACUAUACUUAUUCCCUUAGGGAUGUUUUUUAUAGACAUGGAUUAAGCUGAGACCUAGAUAACAUUUAUUUUUCAGUCACUGUCUGCAUUGAAAUUGUUGUCAAAUAAUGUGUCUAUGUCCUUCCUCUUUUGUGUUGAAUACAACCAAUUACAUGUACCCCCGGAUAAGCCUGUACAUUUGUAUUUGCAAUUAAUAGAAGAAUACAUUUGGUGACAAUAUUGUUGUGCAGAUGGUAUAAAACAGGAAACGUAGCACCAGCUGGAUAACGGCGGGAGAAAAAUCUUAAUUUAGAUUUUCACAUUCAAAGUGGUAAAUAAGAAAAUAU
This is a messenger RNA of Notothenia coriiceps (black rockcod), 2396 nucleotides long. Its product is annotated as serine/threonine-protein kinase 32A-like. The coding region runs from base 1 to 756 and encodes 251 amino acids. Gene Ontology annotation, biological process: regulation of signal transduction; G protein-coupled receptor signaling pathway; protein phosphorylation. The transcript has 8 exons. The record is from RefSeq and is a predicted model, not a curated record. Gene Ontology annotation, molecular function: ATP binding; G protein-coupled receptor kinase activity; G protein-coupled receptor binding. NCBI's taxonomy places the organism in Eukaryota, Metazoa, Chordata, Actinopteri, Perciformes, Nototheniidae.